Paraglomus occultum is the source of this 4773-nucleotide messenger RNA. Lineage: Eukaryota; Fungi; Glomeromycota; Glomeromycetes; Paraglomerales; Paraglomeraceae. The record is from the annotation of a GenBank genome assembly.
AUGCGAGAUAGAUUUUGUGGGGAAGAAGGCUGGGGUCCCUGGCAACCGUUAAAUGGCAAAUUCAAAUUCACAGACUGUUUUCGCGAAUUUGUUCUUGAAGCUGGCAUUCCAACUGCCUUUGCUUUUUUAAGUUUAUUAUACAUACUGGGACGUACCAUCAGUCAUAUGCGAAAAGUUAAAAGACACGGCUUUAGCUUGCUUAAUGGUGGAAAUACUACUUCAUACGGAACUAUAAGUCAACAAACGGAAGAUGAUGAAGCUGAUUCAAGUGACGAUGAGAGUUCCGAUGCUACAGACGAUGAUUCGGUGGAGCUUAAAGUGACCGUUUUUGACGCUCUUAGAUUAGUCUUUGCUAUCGGGAUGAUCGUUUUGUUUGUAGUUGAAACUACUUUGAAGUUACGCGAUACGAAUGAGAAUAAACGUGGUCUGUAUUGGGUGACGUGUUCUUGGAUGCAGAUAGCCGUAUGGACAUACGCCAGCGUGUUAGCGGCUGCUAAUCUGUUGUUUAAGGCGCGGAGCAACAUAUUACGGUUGCGAACAGUGCUCAAUCUGCUGUAUGGCAUCAAUUUUGCUGUGCUAAUAAUCGAACUGUCCUCGCUCUAUUACGAAUAUGGACAUGGGUUUAUGAAUAACCGUCUGUUGGAACCUAGAGAACAUUACGAGGAAUCUAGCGCGAAACCCGGUCAAGAGGAUAGCCAGUUGUCUCCAGAAGUUUAUGCUUCGAUUUACUCGCAGUUUAUGUUUUCUUGGGUCAAUCCACUAAUACGCAAAGGUUUCCGUUGCACAUUAACCGACAAAGAUGUUUAUAGAUUACCUAAAUUUGUGACUGCCGAAUAUGCCAGCAAAAUAUUUAACAAGAACUACAAACAUAGUAUCACAUGGUCUUUGCUCUAUACGUUUAGAAAAGAGCUAGCUAUUCAAUUUGUUUAUUCGAUUGUAUGGUCGAUUGUCUCCGUCUUUGCGCCACCAUAUUUUUUGCAAAAGAUACUUGUAUUUGUUCAAGAUUAUCCUAAUAACCAUGGUGAAACCACAGAAACAGCCUAUUGGUAUGCGGUUGGAUUACUGAUGGGAAAUAUCAUACCAAGUUUGGCCUUUCAGCAGGCCCUGUUCAUUGGACGGCAAUUGGGUAUUCGAAUUCAGGCAAUUCUAGUUGGAGAAAUUUACAAAAAAUCUUUAAGCAGACGCGAUACGUCUGGUAUUACUAAUGACGAAGAGUCGAAAAAUAAAACAGGAAAAAUCACGGAUUUGAUGUCUGUUGACGCCCAGAAAGUAUCAGAGAUGUCGGCAUACAUUUUUUACGUCUAUUGUUACCCUCUGCAAGUCGGUAUCUGUGCUUAUUUGCUAUACCAAUUACUUGGCAUAUCCGCCCUCGUCGGUCUCGUAACGUUUGUUGUUGCAUAUCCAAUGCUUGAUCUUAUCAAUAAACGUUUCCGGGAAAUACAAAUUCGUCUCAUGGCCGCCACUGACAAACGUAUGGGAGUCACUAAUGAGCUUCUUCAAGCCAUUAGAAUCAUCAAGUUUUUUGCUUGGGAAUCGCGAUUUAAGGAGAAAAUUACUGAUGCAAGAGAAACUGAAUUGAAACAUAAUCGCACUAGAUUCAUGCAAUGGAUUUACAUAGGAGGAGCAUGGGAAUUGCUUCCCAUAUUUCUAAUGCUUUCUGUAUUCUUUACAUAUACGAAAUUGCUUGGAAAUGACCUAACUGCACCAGUGGCGUUUACGGCUUUAGCACUAUUUAGCACUCUCCGACAUGCAUUCGAAGAAGCACCGUCAAUCAUAGUAACAUUUCUACAAGCCAAAGUAUCUUUGGGUCGUAUAGAAAAUUUCCUAGCGGAACAGGAUGUCAUUAAACAUCGUCAAAAGAAGACCAAGAUAGAUGAUACGCGUAUUGGAUUUGUCAAUGCAACGUUCCAGUGGCCUGAAGCUAAACCUUCAGGCGAACAGUCUACCACUCAGUCUGAAGAGGCUACGAACCAAUCUACCACUCAGUCUGAAGUGACUACGAACCAGCCCGAGGAACGCCAUAAAUUCGUAUUGCGUGACUUAAACUUUACAUUUCCACGUGGGCAAUUAAGCAUCAUUUGCGGUGCGACAGGAGCUGGGAAGACUAGCGUUUUAAUGGCUUUACUGGGUGAAAUGGAUUGUCUCGAAGGCGAAACUCUCUUGCCGCGUAAAAAUAUUCAAGUCGGUAGGGAGAACGGCGGUGCAUUAAGUGGAAUUGCAUAUGUUGCCCAGAAAGCUUGGAUUUUAAAUCUAAGUAUACGCGAGAAUAUCUUGUUCGGUCUCCCUUACGAUGAAGACAGGUACAAUAAAGUUAUCAGAGCGUGUGCAUUAGUCAGGGAUCUGGAAAUAUUUGAACAUGGUGAUAAAACCGAAGUCGGAGAGAAAGGAAUUACAGUGUCUGGUGGACAAAAACAACGUAUUGCGCUGGCUAGAGCAGUUUAUUCGCAAGCGGAAAUAAUAAUCAUGGAUGAUUGUUUGUCUGCUGUUGAUGCACACACGGCUAGACAUUUAUAUGACAAUUGUCUAACUGGUGAAUUAAUGGAGAAUCGUACGCGUAUUCUAGUCACGCACCAUGUUGGACUAUGUCUUCGGGGCGCAUCAUUUGUUGUAGCAAUGAAAGAUGGUCAGCUGGCAAAAUGCGGCACCCCCGAGGAAAUGCUAGCAUCCGGUAUUCUUAAUGAUGCAUCGUUCAAAGAUGACGAAGGUGCUUAUGCUGAAGCGGAUGAUAUCAAGAAGCCAGCUUUACCAUCAUCGAAUAAAGAUAGUAAGCUGAUGACUGAAGAGAAGAAAGCGGAAGGAAUUGUUGAAUGGGAGGUGUACAAGCUCUACUUUAUAGCAUCAGGGGGAUUGCUGUUAUGGGUGUUCUUGAUGUUUCUGUUUUUGAUAACUGAGGUGUUGCAAGUUGGACAAGAUUGGUGGAUUAAAGAAUGGACCAGAGCAUACGAUGACAUUCGAGACAAGAUACAUGUUUUCGUCUCAGCAACAUUAUCGCUAUUUUCCUUUGCUCCUCAAACUCACAUAGACUAUCUACCUCCUCAUUCACCUAACCAUGGUUACCGAUUUGCUGAAGAGAACAAAAUUAAUGACAGUUAUUACUUGAUUGUGUACGCACUCAUUGGUGUAGCAACAACAAUCUUAGCGACAGCAAGGUCAUAUACCAUGUUUUCAGGCGCAAUUAUAGCAUCUCGAAAACUGCAUACAGCACUUCUUGAUGAAGUGCUGAAUGCCAAAAUAAGAUUCUUCGACACAACACCUGUUGGGCGCAUCAUGAACAGAUUUUCGUCAGAUAUGGAAACUAUAGAUCGGAGUCUAUCCCCUAUUGCAAUGUCCUUAAUCUACGCUUGUAUUGCUACGUCUACAGUUAUAAUUAUCAUAUCUUGCAUAAUGCCCCAGUUCUUAAUAGCGGGAAUAUUCAUCGCCUGCUUAUAUAUCUUUAUUGGAGCUUAUUAUCUUGCAACCUCGCGUGACUUGAAGCGAAUUGAGUCAGUUACGCGCUCUCCAAUUUACACCCACUUUGGUGAGACCAUUUGUGGAGUUACCACAAUUAGAGCGUUUGGCGCCGAGAAACGAUUUUGCGCCGAAAAUCGUCUCAGAGUGGAUAAUAACAAUCGACCAUUCAUAUACAAUUGGGCAUGCAAUAGAUGGCUUCACACGAGAGUCGACAUUGCCGGUGCCUUAGUCAGUUUUUGUACGGCCAUCAUCGUCACGAUCCAACUGAGACACGGUAUGGAUCCCGGCCUGGCUGGAUUCGCUCUUAUUUACGCGCUGAAUUUUACAGGACAUGUUAUAUGGAUUCUUCGAUUGUAUGCUUUGCAAGAGAUGAACAUGAAUGCCGUGGAGAGGGUUAAGGAAUAUUUGGCACUUGACAGAGAACCAGCUAGAAUUGUCGAAGGACACAGACCUCCAGCUGGUUGGCCAAGAGGUGAAAUAAAAGUAGAGAAAUUAGUUGUGCAGUAUGCUUCGGAAGAUCCGAUCGUACUGAAAGAGGUGUCUUUUGAGGUUAAACAAGGAGAAAAAGUUGGUAUCGUAGGGAGGACUGGUUCCGGAAAGUCUACUCUUGCAGUUUCAUUCUUUAGAUUUAUGGAAGCAACAUCUGGACGCAUUACUAUCGAUGGGAUCGAUAUCGCUACUAUAGGACUGUAUGAUCUAAGAAGCCGAUUGACUCUUAUACCUCAAGAUCCUGUUCUUUUCAGUGGAACAAUAAGGAGUAAUUUGGACCCAUUCAACGAAUAUGAGAAUGCCGAACUCUGGAAUGCUCUCCGCCGUGCUCAUUUAAUAGACGCUAUUCCCACGGAUCCGUCAUCUUCUGUCAAUGAUGCACUCUCUCCUGAUUCGACGACGCCGGAUAACUCAUCCCGUUCACAGUUCAACAACCUUGAUGCUCCAGUCAGCGAAAAUGGAAGCAACUUUUCUCAAGGACAACAUCAGUUAAUCGCUCUCGCUAGAGCACUUGUUCGUCGAAGCAAAUUGAUCAUUAUGGAUGAAGCUACUGCGAGCGUUGAUUUUUCCACCGAUCGUAUGAUACAAACAACAAUACGUGAAGAAUUUAAAGAGUCAACCUUGUUAUGCAUCGCCCAUCGACUGAGAACUGUUAUAGAUUAUGACAAGAUCUUAGUUUUAGAUGCAGGAAAGGUGGUAGAGUUUGAUCAUCCGCACGUAUUACUGCAAAAGAGUGAUUCCCUCCUCCGUGCCAUGUGCGAAAGAAGUGGUGAAUCCACCGAAUUACAAGAACUUGCAAGAAAGAAGUUCGAACAAGAUAACAAAAAGAACUGA